Molecule: messenger RNA, 1567 nt
Organism: Drosophila melanogaster (fruit fly)
Lineage: Eukaryota; Metazoa; Arthropoda; Insecta; Diptera; Drosophilidae
Exons: 5
Coding region: 167-1468 (433 amino acids)
Source: RefSeq, marked reviewed
UGGGUGCUAUCGUCGCGAAAAGCGGUUCCUUCCACUCUGUCUGGAGUUCUCGGAAUUUAGGGAGUAAAUAACUGAACAUUGGCAUUAAAAUCAAAUCAGUCGUGUUUGCAGCGGCAUCAGAGUAGGAUCGGCCCAUAAAUACACGAUUGCGGUUACAAUUACAAUUAUGACUGUUACCUGUGAAAUUGAUUUCGAUAACAAUCCCCAUGGCACCUACUUUGGGGGCGAGGUACUCACUGGCAGAGUUACGUUGAAGCUGGACAAGAUGAAGUUGGUAAAAGCCAUCACCUUGAAUAUAACCGGAUACGCAGAGACGCGUUGGAUUGAAAGGGUGACCACAAACAGAAGGAGGAGACGUCGCACAUUCUGCGGCCGCGAGGAUUACAUAGCGUCCAAAACAUUUUUGGUGGGAUCCAAUCUGAGCAGCCAAGUAUCCAUUGAAGCGGGAAUUCACACUUACAACUUCGUGUGCCUGAUUCCCACCGAAUGUCCUUCGUCCUUCGAGGGAUCACACGGCAGGGUGCGGUACAUGGCAACCGUAACCCUCGUCAGGCCCUGGAAAUUCGAUCAGAGCUAUACCCGAUGCUUUACGGUGCUAAAAGUGAUGGACUUGAACUUCGAUAGUCCACUGCUAAGGGUACCCGCCCACAGUGAAACCUCGAAGACCUACUGCUGCUGGCCUUGCCGAUCAGAUCCGUUGGCCCUCCAACUGACCGUUCCACAGACAGGAUUUGUACCUGGCCAGAAUGUUCCCCUUAGCGUGCUGGUCACAAACGAUAGCCACAUUCCGGUGGAGCAGCUCCUCAUUAGUUUUGUGAUGCUGGUGACAUACCACAGUAAGCCACCUUCGAUGCCCAAUACCACGUCCGAGAGGUUGGUGGUAAACACCUUCAAGGGGGACGCUGUGCAAAGGAACUGCAAGAAGCUAUUUAGCUAUGAGAUCAGAGUCCCGGCCACUCCGCCCACCUGCUUCAACCUGUGCGGCAUCAUCCAGAUCGCCUACCAAGUGGAGGUGGAGGCCAGGGUGAAGGGUUGCCACAACAACGAGGUUGUCACCAUUCCGCUGACCAUUGGCAGUGUCCCUCUUGCACAACACGUACCAAUCCAGCCUCGGGGUUUCGUCCCCCAGCUGAAUGUUAAUGAGCUGGCUGUUGAAGAAGUAGCCACUGCUCCAAACUCUUCAAGUCCAUGGUCUGUCGACGCAUCCAUUCCUCCGCCCAACUAUCAGGAGGCUGUUCACAUGCGCAGCACGGCUGCAACGAGGUCAGACGACUUAGACGACCCGGAACCAGUACCGCCCAAUACUCUCAGUUUGGAUGGCGGUGCUUAUAAGCCACUCUAUCCGGUCUUCGACAUACCCAGUCCCUCAGCUCCGCCGCCGACGGAUUAUACGCAGAAUUAUAUGGCAGAGAGGGCCUUUGUCAAUCCGGCCAUGGAUGUGGACAAAGACAAGGGAACGUGGCUAUGAGAACGAAAAUAAAUACUAUACUAGAAAUGUAAGGGCGAUAAAGCAUUUGCACACAAGGCAAAAGUUCCACCUAACACUUUAUAAUAAACAUUUUAUCAC